AAGAAAACGUUCAAUUGAAGAUAUUGAAGAUGAUAUUCUUGACAUUGACGAACAAAUUAAUAUUUUAAAGAAAAAAGUUACUGAACUAAUCGAAGCAAGAGAACGUUUAAGAGCAAAAAGACUAAGAAAGAAACUUAGAUUAUAUGAAACAAAUAGAGAAAUUUUAGAAUAA
Messenger RNA from Cetraspora pellucida, 172 nucleotides. The record is from the annotation of a GenBank genome assembly. Lineage: Eukaryota; Fungi; Glomeromycota; Glomeromycetes; Diversisporales; Gigasporaceae.